This is a messenger RNA of Brassica rapa (field mustard), 3284 nucleotides long. RefSeq names its product myosin-binding protein 1-like. Gene Ontology annotation, molecular function: myosin binding. The record is from RefSeq and is a predicted model, not a curated record. NCBI's taxonomy places the organism in Eukaryota, Viridiplantae, Streptophyta, Magnoliopsida, Brassicales, Brassicaceae.
UCAAGGAGUUUCACAAGAGCUUUGGCACUAGCCUUCAACGAGUGGCUACUCAUGGUCAUGCUCUUUGCUAACUCCAUAUUCACCUACGUGAUUACGAAGUUUGCAGAUUACUCCCAGCUUCAGUCUCCAUGUCUUAUAUGCUCAAGGCUUGAUCAUAUCCUUGGGAAGACAGAACAUUUGAAGAAAUCUCAGUGGGACAUGUUUUGCUCCAAACACAAAUCAGAAAUCUCGUCGUUGGUUUACUGUCACGCUCAUGGCAAGCUCGUUGACGUCCGUGGGAUGUGUGAAACUUGUCUUCUCUCUUUUGAUAAAACCAGUAAGUCCAAUGCUGAAAGUUACAAGUUAUUGGUUGGGAAGUUGGAUGACCAACCAAGCACAAGUCCAAGACACUGCACAUGUUGUAAUCAGCUGUGGAUACCACAAAUUGAUUCUACUGGUGAGGUGUUGGCUAAACCGGAAACACUAGCCAAGAUUGGUUUGGUUAGUGAUGAGAGAACCGGGAAACAGACUACUGCGUCCAAGAAAAGUGUCAGGUUCAAUGAUUUGCCUCAUGUUGGGUACACUGAGCUCAAGGUUCACUCAGAUACAGAACAAGAAGAUGUAUUUUCAGAAGAUGAAGGUGUUGCGGUUAAAGAAGAGGAUCAUAGGAUUCAAAACGUGGACCUGGAGACAUUUGAGAAGGUGUUGAAGGAGGAAGAAAUCAUUUCAUUAGAUGAUAGUUUUGUAACAUCAAGAGCCAUGGAACAUUCUGAAGCUGCUUUGGAGGAGAAAGAAGAUUUGAUUCAGGUCCAAGAUACUUCUAUAAUAUCAAAUUCUAAGGAAAGUCCUGCAGAUGCCUUGUUGGAGGUGAGUGAGCUUAUUACAGUCAAUGUUGUCCCUGAAAGAUCUGAGGAGGUGUUAAAGGAAGAGGAAGAUUUGAUUCAACUCCGAGAUAUAUCUUUAACAUCAGAUUUUAAGGAACUUCCUAAAAAUAUCUUAAUAGAGGAGUCAGAGCUUACAGGUACUUCAACAUCAGUUGCAGCUGAAACUCAUGAAGAUCUCUUAGUGGAGGAUACUGUUUUAGAGGAGAAAGAAGAGCUGGUUCACCUACAAGAUACUUCUGUAACACCAGAUUGUGAGGAAAGUUCUGCAGGUGCCUUGAUGGGGGAGACAGAGCUUCUUUGCAUCAAUGAUGUUACUACUUCAACAUCAGUUGCGGAUGAAACUUCUGAAGAUGUCUUAAUGGGAGAGACUGUUUCAAAGGAGAAAGAAGAGAUGCUUCACCUCCAAGAUACUUCUUUAACACCAGAUUUUAAGCAAAGUCCUGCACAUGCUUCAUUGGAGGAGGCUGAGCUUGUUUGCCUCAGUGAUGCUACUUCAACACCAGUUUCAGCUGAUAAUCCUGGAGAUAUCUUAAUGGGAGAAGCUAUUUUAAAGGAGGAAGAAGAGCUGCUUCACCUCCAAGAUACUUCUUUAACACCAGAUUCGAAGGAAAGUCCUGCAGAUGCCUUGAUGGAGAAGGCUGAGCUCGUGUGCCUCAAUGAUGUCACUACUUCAACAUCAUCAGAUUCUGAUACAAAUCCUGAACAUGUCUUAAAGGAAACUCAACUUAUGCCCCUCCAUGAAACAUCUCCAGAAGAGGUUCCUGAAUCAUUCACUACAGCUGAAACCCAUGUUGAUACAUCAAAGGAGAAGGACACAAACCAAGCUGAUAUGACCUCUCUGGAAUCUGAAUAUGUGGUUGUAUCACCUUCAAAAUCUACAAACUCUAUCCCUGAAGAUUCAAAUGAAUUUAACUGUGUAUCAGACAACAAGGAAGAAACAUCUCUUACAUUGUCUGAGAUGGCUUCUCACACAGAAGCUGCUCCUGAAUCAGAAUCCUCUUCUUUCAACUCAAUGUCAGUGGCAGCAGAAACAAACCUUGACUCAGGUGAGUGGACGCAAGGAGGUGGUGAGUUGCUUGAUCUUGCGGAUGCAUACAAAAACAUCAUUGUACACAACGAGAGUAAUAGAGAAGCACACAUAGAGCAAUGGAUGAGUAAAGACACUUCUAGAGUCAGCCAAGACCUCAAAGCACUACUCACUCAAAUCUCAGCUUCUCGUAUAAGCCCCAGGAUAUCUAUUGUUGAUCAGGAGACAAAGAACCUAGACUAUGAAGAUAUGCAGUUGCUGAUUCAAAAGAGAAUGCUGGAGAGAAACGAGAGCACCUUAUCAUUAGAAGGAGUUUCUGUGAGCGAGAUAGAAGGAGAAAGCGAGGUUGAGAGGUUGAAAAGACAGGUUGAUCACGACAGGAAGUUUCUCACCGGUUUGUACAAAGAGCUGGAGGAAGAGAGAAGCGCUUCGGCGGUUGCUACGAACCAAGCGAUGGCUAUGAUCACGAGGCUGCAGGAAGAGAAGGCGACGUUUCAGAUGGAGGCUUUGCAGAACCUUAGGAUGAUGGAGGAGCAAGCUGAAUAUGAUUUGGAGGCGAUACAGAAGCUUAACGAGUUGCUUGUUGAGAGAGAGAAGGUUAUUCAAGAUUUAGAAGCUGAGAUUGAUUACUUCAGGGGUCUGGAGAAUAAGAAGAUACAGAACUGUUUAACUGGUUUUGAUGAAGAGAGAUUAUAUAUCACUAGUUGUUUGGAGAGGAUUGAGAACAUGGUGCAAGAAGAUGUGAAUGGUGAGGUUCUUGUUGAUAACUUAGUAACACAAGAAUCUGUUACUGAGCUACGUGAGAGAGUAGAGAAGCUUAAGGGAGACUUUGAUUUUUUGGAGCAUGUUGUGAACUCUCUAGGGUAUGGGAGUGAAGGUGUACAAUUUGUUGAGGAAAUAGCUUCUCAUUUGCAAACCCUCAGCAUGAAAAGACAUAAUCAUACUGAGAGUUGAUGGGGCUUCUACCUGUAAACAAUAUUCAUAAAGAUAACUUUGUGGAGAAGAUAUUGUAAAGCAAUCUUAAAGAAAGCAACAGUGGUGUAAAAUCUUAAGGAAUUUGUACAGCACAUUCUUCGUGGCCUUUCCUAAUUUCGUAUAGAAUAAUAAUCUCAGUACUCUACAGUCUCCAGGAACGAUUCAUAUAUUUGGGUCUGGUGUGCAUAAUCACUUUGUAAGUUUUCACUUUCUUUGGGGUUUGUUUUCUAAUUUUAUGAUGUUUUCUUAUAGGAUUGAGUGAAUGUGUGUGUGGGGUGGGGGAGUAUUGUUCUGAAGUUCUCAUUUAAUAUUUUUUAAUUACUUACAUUGAUACAAAUAUGGUGAAAAAGCCUAAAGCGUUUGUUAAACUGAUAUUCCUUUGCAAAUGAUUUGUAAAUUUUCAACAAAUGAUUUGUAAA